This is a messenger RNA of Zeugodacus cucurbitae (melon fly), 3781 nucleotides long. RefSeq lists its product as uncharacterized. Bases 1106 to 3229 code for a protein of 707 amino acids. The record is from RefSeq and is a predicted model, not a curated record. Gene Ontology annotation, molecular function: DNA binding. The transcript has 3 exons. Lineage: Eukaryota; Metazoa; Arthropoda; Insecta; Diptera; Tephritidae.
UUGAAAAGCUGCUGCUACACCGUACAUUUACUACGAAUUGUGCGUUCGCAAGAGCAACCCACCCGCCUCCGCCGCCGCCCUACUGUCAGACAGCAACAAACUGUGAAAACAAAGCAAAACAGCAGUGUACUAAGCAAAUACACACGUUUCAAUUUACAUACAUAUGCUUGUGUGUAGACAAACGCAGCGUACAAGGGAGGAAAGCAUAUUUGGAAUAGCAUUUUAAGCGCAUUGUGUUUUGUCCUAACGUUGCGGAUUGGUUUUUGGAUUUGUUGCAGUGCAAAGCUAGAAGAAGUGCAUAUUCAUAAAUUCACAGCAUAUUAAGCAAGUGCAUUGAACGUAAAUAUAUGUAUAUGCGAGUAAGUGCGAAGACCAAUUGUGACGACAAUUGUACGACAAAGCGACUCAACAACAACAACAACAACAAUAUAAUAAUAAAACAGCAGCGACAACAAUUGUAAUAAUAAAAACAACAACACCGCUGUCACUUGCAGCACCAGCGGUGCCGCACCGAAAAAAAAAAAUACAAAAACAAAAGCGAUAACGUUGCAAAAGUACUCGACUCACUCACGGUGUAAGCAUACAAACAGUCACAACGACGUCUACAACGGUGUCAGCCGCUACGGCGUUCGCAUCGGAUACGCCGAAGCAACAACAACAAAAUUUGCGACGUCGUCGUCGUCGCAUAGUCGAACCGUCGCUAGUGAAUACAACCACAACAACGAUUAGUCGUGUCGGCCGACGCGUGCGCCUGCCCGUGCACCUCGCCACAUCGGUGACGUCGAGCGCGGCUAUAAGAGCGGCCACUGUGUCAUCAUCCGCCGCCACCACCGCUGCGCUGGGUCCGAAGAAAUUGCGAAGUUUGCGAAAAUUAUUGCCGCGCAGCAGAAGAAAACCUCUUCAUGUGCGCAGCGCAAGCGGCGGUAGUAGCGCUCAACAACAACAACAACAGCAAGCAGCAGAAAUUGCUGCUGAACCGCAGCAACAGCAACAAAAUCAUAUUACUAUCAAUAGGCAUAGUGCUCAGCAUAGCGUUGACAGCAAUUCGAAAAGCAAUAACAAUAACAAUAACAAUACAAACUCAGUACAACACAACGAAAACGCGAUGAAAGUGAAGGAGCGCGAAAAAUUAACGGUGGUUAAGAAUGCAUUUGCAGCGGAGGAGUUGGAUGAUAGCGACGAUGACGACGACGACGACGACGUAGGCAAUGAAGAAUGCGCCGAUGCGUUUAAGUCUGAGAAUAACCCCCCACCAGCGCUGGCACAACCGUUCCACGAGAAAAUGCUCUACGACACACGUAUACGUCGGAAAAAUGUAUUGGCGCUCAACGAGAAAGUGGCCGCCAUACGCGAGUACGAAAAGUCGCCGGUGUACAAGCGUGUCGGACGCAUGUUUCACUGCAGUCCCGAUCAGAUCAAGCGUAUAGUGCAGCAAAAAGACAGCAUACUCGAAGCUUGGGAGCAGCGUACGCGUCGCUGUCAUGACGCCAAAACGCUCGAAAUGAAGGUGGUGCGUGUCUCGAUGUUGGGCAAAGCGGUCUUUGAUUGGUUGCGCCGCAUGAUUUACUAUCAGGACAUACAGAUAACGGACGGACUCAUACAGAAGACGGCGUUGCAGUUUAAGAGUGCAAUGGGUUUGCAGAAUUUCUUUCCCCACCAGGAUUGGUGUGAUAAAUUUCGACAGACCUAUAAAAUACAUACGACCGACAGUAAACUACUGAAUAUUGGCUAUACACAGGGCCACUCUGUGCAAAUUAAGGAUGUCAUGAAGGAUGUGCUCAACGAGUGUACACCGGAUGCGGGGAACAAAACGCAAACAGUCGAUGAGGAAGACGACGGCGAUGAUGUGGAGGAGAUUAAGGAGGAGUGUAAUAAUACAGAGAAUACGAAGACACACGCGGAUGAUGUUGAACAGGAAGUGGCGGCAAAGCGUAGACAACAACAUAAAGCUGGUGCCGGCACACAGAGCGCUAAAAGCAAUGUUGCUGGCAACAUGGCACAACCAACUGGCAGCACACUGAAUGCAACUGGUAAUCCAAUUGUGAAACGCAUAAAUAUCACAAAUCCCAACGGAAAUUUAGCAAAUAAUCAAUUAGCCGCCAAUUUACAAAACAAGCGGUCCGCGUCACCAGCCGUGCACAACCUUGCCGCGCCACAAUUGACACCUUUCCGUCAAUUGGUCGCAUUGCCAUUGCAAGGCAACGUCGCCGGCAUGCCACAGAAGGUGCUGGUUGCCACACCCAUAACGCCAGCUGGUCAAAUGCCCGGCGCCAAGCCAAUGACAAUGACAAUCAUACCGCUGGCGACCAUAGCACAAUCGCAGAGCAUGCAAGCGGCUUCAGCCACUGCAACAGCUGCAGCGGCAACUGCCACACCGACUGCUGCGCUGGCAACAACAACAGCAACUGCUGCCACACCUGCUACGGAUGCGGAGAAAUCGAAUGUGCCACCGCCGAUGCUUGAUAUUAAGAAGGAAAUCAAACAGGAGCCCGUCGAAAUAAAGCAGGAAUAUAUUUCCGACGCUGAGGAAGACGACGCAGUCGAUCAGGAACAACAGCAAAGUGAAGCGGCGAUGAAAACAAGUGCCGCGUUACAACAGACUGCCAUAAACAAUGAUACUACCAACGCAUUUACAACGGAUGGUGAUACAUCCUCGAGUGGUAGCAUGGAUGUUGAGGAGCGUGCCAGCGCGCGAGAGACCGCCGAUGAUGAAAAUAUAGCUUUAGCCAAUUUGCGGCGUCUCAUACAGACGCAAGGCAAAAUUGUGGCCACCUCAACAACAGCAGCAACCGUCGUACGUCCAACGGCAACAUCAACCAUACCGCCUUUGGCACCGAAACCCAUUUUACUACCCGCUACACUGGCCGCCUGCACGUCGACCAUGUCGACUGAGCGUCAAAGCUUGCCCACAUCGACGACUGCCAUUACUUGCAUACCCGCCGCCAAUAUAUCAGCUAUGAACCGUUCCUUAUGCUUUACGCCACCCUUGCCACCUUUAACAAAAGCGCCGGAUGCCGUUAUAAAUCGUUUGGCGAACAAACGCAAACACGCGUCUAGCAAUAUGCCCAUGCUGCCGCCCAUCAAAUCCUGUUCGGAGGCUCGUAAAUAUCUCAAACUCUUGGAAGAUUUCGCGCUGGUUAAAGAGAACUUUAGACUGAUCGGUUUGAUCACACGUGCCGAUGAAGUUCUGCGGGAGCUCGAUGGUGACGACGACGUCGAUGUGGAUUGAGUUGCAUACGAGUACGAGUAUAAUAUGAAUUACAAAAUAUAAUACUUAUGAAACUAAUAUUUGUAUACAAAAUACUUCUAAUUUAGAAUUAAUACACACAUACUUACACCUAUGUAUGUGGUUGUAUAUACCAUAUAUGUAUAGUAUGUAAGCGUAUAGCUUUUUCUAUGAAUACCAAAGCCGGUAAUUGUUACCAUAGUUUGUAAGUGAAGUGAGGAAAACAUAUGUACAUGCUUGGGUGUGUACAUAUACCCUAUAUACAAAGCCAUUUAUUUCAAUAUAUACACUUUUCUAAGUAGAAGAGUUCUAGAGAAAGAUAUUUGUAGUUAUAUAGUUACUAUAUUGCAGACAUACACAUGUAUUGGAAUUAGAUAUUUUUGUUUUUGUUCAUCUUUUUUAUGAAAUACUUUAUUUUUCAACUGAAUUUAACUGUACUGUAUUUAAUUUUUUAUUCACAAAAAAUAUGUAUAAAAAUAUAUAUUUAUGCAAAGAAGCUACUGAUUCAACUAAAAAUAAAAUAAAAAGAAUGAAAUGAUAGUCGAGUACUAAGAA